This is a messenger RNA of Lotus japonicus, 1128 nucleotides long. Its product is annotated as magnesium transporter MRS2-F-like. Gene Ontology annotation, molecular function: magnesium ion transmembrane transporter activity. The coding region runs from base 1 to 1128 and encodes 375 amino acids. The record is from RefSeq and is a predicted model, not a curated record. Gene Ontology annotation, biological process: magnesium ion transport. Lineage: Eukaryota; Viridiplantae; Streptophyta; Magnoliopsida; Fabales; Fabaceae. The transcript is spliced from 6 exons.
AUGGCAGAGACGGCGAGAGGGGUUCGGAGGAAAGUUAUGGCAAUGGGAGUGAAGAGUUGGAUGGAAGUUUCGGAUUCCGGCGACUCCGGCCUCCAGGACAUUGACAAGCACUCGAUCAUGCGCCGGACUGGAUUGCCGGCGCGCGAUCUUAGGGUGCUUGAUCCAAUGCUCUCUCACCCUUCUUCUAUUUUAGGGAGAGACAGAGCCAUUGUUGUUAACUUGGAACACAUCAAAGCCAUCAUCACUGCCAAACAAGCUCUCAUGAUCAACUCUUCUAACCCUUUUUUUCUUAGCUUCCUUCAAAAUCUUCAAGGCCGCAUUCUUUCUUCUACCAAUGAAACUCCAUCCCAGGCUAAGACUGCAGAGGCUGGAAAAUCAGUAGCAUCAGCUCCAAAGCAACUACCUUUUGAGUUCAGAGCACUUGAGGCAUGUAUUGAAUCUGCUUGCACGUGUCUUGAAUUUGAGACUCGAACAUUGGAGGAAGAAGCUUACCCAGCUUUGGAUGAGUUGACCUCUCAAAUUAGCUCACUCAAUCUUGAUCGAGUAAGACAGAUAAAAAAUCGUCUGGUUGCACUUUCUGGUCGUGUGCAGAAGGUAGCAGAUCAAAUUGAACAAUUGUUGGAUGAUGAUAAUGACAUGGAAGAAAUGUACUUGACACAAAAGCUUGAUGCUCGUCAGCCAUCAUCAAAGGAAGACAAUAGGUCACUUGAAGAUGAUGAUGAAAGUGAUGAUAGCAAUUCCGCUAAAGACAAAUAUUAUGGUUCUAAGCCAAAUGUCGAGGAAUUAGAGAUGCUUCUUGAGGCUUAUUUUGCACAGAUAAAUGGAGUCUCACAAAAAUUAUCCAGUUUGAGUGAGUACGUAGAUGAUACAGAGGACUAUAUCAACAUAAACUUGGAUGAUAAGAGAAAUCAACUUCUGCAGGUAGCAGUAAUAUUUAAUACAUUAAACAUGAUAAUUAAUGCUGGUAUUGUGGUUGUAGGAUUGUUUGGCAUGAAUAUUCACAUUGAACUCUUUGAUGGUCAACCUCAUCAAUUUUGGUCAGCAACAUUUGGUACAUCUGGAGGUUGUAUACUAUUAUUCCUUAUUUCUGUUUGGUGGGGUAAGAAAAGAUAUUUGCUCUCUCAAUAG